This is a messenger RNA of Dreissena polymorpha, 1972 nucleotides long. Its product is annotated as acetylcholine receptor subunit alpha-like. The coding region runs from base 143 to 1465 and encodes 440 amino acids. Gene Ontology annotation, biological process: regulation of membrane potential; chemical synaptic transmission; monoatomic ion transmembrane transport. Gene Ontology annotation, cellular component: membrane; synapse; neuron projection. Lineage: Eukaryota; Metazoa; Mollusca; Bivalvia; Myida; Dreissenidae. The record is from RefSeq and is a predicted model, not a curated record. Gene Ontology annotation, molecular function: transmembrane signaling receptor activity; neurotransmitter receptor activity; extracellular ligand-gated monoatomic ion channel activity. The transcript has 3 exons.
AUUUCAAACGUUUUCUAACAAAAACUUUAAAUGAACGUUUUUUAUUUUGACCAGUAUAGCAUUUCCAGAGAUAUAAAACUCCGUUGUUAUGUCACCAUGAUUUAAACAGCCUAGUGUUUUGCUUCUCGUUCCACUAUUCAGAAUGUCAUACAAACAUUUAUGUCUCGCGAGCUCGCUGGCUUGCCUGCUAGUAUGUUUCCCGGACGCGGCAAGUUCGAGCGCCGACAUUCAGACACUCAAGUCUCUGUACAGAGACAAGCUCGAUGAUUACGACACGCGCAUUCGGCCGUUGAAGAACCAAUCAGCGGCCAUCUACAUCAACACGAAGUUCGUACCUCAGAGUCUACUGGAGUUCGAUACCUCGGAGCAAAAGUUUUCAAUGCUCGGAUACUUCAGGAUCGCCUGGCGGGACGAGGUGCUCAUCUGGAACCCCGACAACUACACGGGCAUCCGCGUUUUGAAUGUGCCAAUCGAACAGAUGUGGAAACCCAGCAUCAUUAUUCUUAAAGCCUACGACGGCCAUGGUGUGGUGGGGCAGUCUACAGACCAGGCGACUGUUUUGAACGACGGGCGUGUGUCCUGGGUACCCGAGGGGAUAUACAGUAUCGUCUGCAACGUGGACAUCCAGUACUAUCCGUUCGACGAGCAGACGUGCACGUUGACCUACUACGUGUCAGACGAGACCGUUCGAACCGUGCAGCUCGACCACUAUCUCGCCGUAGAUCUCGAUGAGUACUCCGAGAACUCCGCCUGGACCAUUGUUUCCGCCAUGCGCCGAAAGUACCUUCUAUACAACACCUUCAAUAUCGACAUCGAGUUCCGACUGCAGCGCCGCGCGAACUUUACGACCUUCACACUCAUCAUGCCGCUUCUGAUGCUCGCCUUUCUUAAUAUCUGCAUAUUCCUGGUUCCGAUUGGUUCCGGCGAGAAGGGUUCCUUCUCAAUUACAAUUUUCCUCUCAUAUGGCAUCUUUGUGACGAUCAUCAGCGACACUCUUCCCCACAACUCCCUGCAGGUCUCCUUCUUCGUCCUCUUCAUCGUCAUCCUGCUCGUGCUGAGCGUCAUCUCAGUCUUCUACACAAUCAUGCAGGCGAAACUCGUCGCCUCCAUCGGCGAGAAGGAAUGUACCUGGACCUGCUUCAAACCGAGGAAGAAAUGCGACAACUCCGUCCGAAAAUUCGAAGAUCCAAACGCGCAUGGCAAGAAAACUGGAAAAUGUGAAACAACAGAGAAAACCGAGAAGUCUGAGUUUUCGAAUGAUGUGUCCGCUGCAGCAGACGACGUGCCGUAUACAUGGGCCAUGUUUCUAGAGAAGCUGGAUAUCUAUCUGUUCGUCGUCUUCUUCAUUCUCAUCUGUGCAACGACCGCCGUGUUCUUCACGAUUUUGUUGCGUCAUGCUUCGAAGAGCGCCGGCGGCCUUGAACUAGAUCCGGUUCCUCCCGCAACAACGUUGGCGACCUUUUGAUUUAAAUUUACAAUAUACACUUUACAAUAUUUACGUAGCGAUUUGCACGUGCAGUAUUUUACUUUAAUACUUUUUUUAUAGUUUGCUGUUGCUUUUUUAUGUUAUAAUUUAUUAUUCAAUCUAUGUGUGCCUAUUCGAAGAUUCUAAUUCGACACGCCCUUUGUUUUGCAUCGACGAAGUGUUAAGUGUGGAUUCAUCUACAGUAAUUGUGGGCGAAGCGUAAUCCUUUGAAAUUACGGGAAAAUAAUGCACGUGCAUAAACUCAACAUGUUGCAUCGCGACAAACUUAACUUUUCUGUUUUAAUAUUUGUAACAAAAAAGAUUAUAUUGUGAUAAAAUAUAUUUGUUUAAUUUACACAAAACGUAUAAGUUAUCAAACUAUGUUUUAUUGUUGAAUGCUAUUUGGAAUUAAACUAAGAUAUUAACUGUCAUAAAUUGUUGUCUCCGCACUCCACUCUGUAUCAGCAGACGAUUUAUUCCAUAUUAUUUUUACGGAGGAAUCCGAGA